Molecule: messenger RNA, 1127 nt
Organism: Populus trichocarpa (black cottonwood)
Lineage: Eukaryota; Viridiplantae; Streptophyta; Magnoliopsida; Malpighiales; Salicaceae
Exons: 2
Coding region: 458-871 (137 amino acids)
Source: RefSeq, a predicted model, not a curated record
CAUUCGAUCCACCUUUACCACAAUACCCUUGUCCUUCAAUUUUCUUACACUCACCUCCCUAUACACAGAUUACAUCACACACAGACUAAGGAACCAAUCAACAAAUAUCUAUCAACUGUUCUCUAUCUCCCCUUCUCCUUGUCUUCCAUUUGGGCGACGUUUGUUUUUGAGACACAGACUUAUAGUUGUACUUUUGUCUUGCAAAUCUUGGAAUCUCAAUGUUUCUUGAUCUGGGUAUCAAGUAUUUCUUCUUUAGAUCAUAGUUUAGUGUUAAAAAUCUUUGCUUUUGUCUCUAUCAGAGAAAAACCCAUCUGGGUUUUGGUCUUUUUUGUGCGCCUUUGCUUUCUUUAACAGAUUCGAAGUGAUGGGUUUCUUGAUAAAGUUGCAAAUAAGGUUUGUUCAAUAUCAGAAAUAUUCUUCAUCUGUAUGAGUUUUUCUUUUACGGAGUUAUAGAAUUAUGGGUAGAGGCAGAGGUAAGGGAAAGAAGUUGACUGUAAGCAAUCAUGAUGAUACUGGAAGUGGCGAGGAAGAGAAAAUUCCAGCGCAGAAGAGAAGGGGACGGCCACAAAAACCACUGAAAGAUGACAUUGAUGAGGAAGAAGUUGAAAAAAUUGAAGAUGAAGAGGUGGAGAAUGGAAAAACUGGUAUCACAAGCAAAGAGACAAAAAGUCCAACGGCAGCAGAAAAUGGAAAGAAGAGGAAGCGAUAUUCACAGGCAAAGGAGAAACCUGAUUCUGUAAAGGAAGAAAAUGGUGUUGGAACCAGAUCAAGUACUGAUGACUCAACCAAGUCUAAUGGUUUUCGGCAUAACAGAAGUAGGCGGAAAAACAAGCCUCGUCGUGCUGCUGAAGCAGGUGUGGAAUGUAAGUGAAGGCAAUCGCUGGCUUUUGCAGCGGGUCUCUUCUUUUGAUGACUUUCCAGAUAAAUUAUAUAGGAAAUGAGGCCUAGUAAGAUCUCCAGUUUCAUUUGAAUUUUUUGGUUUAUCAUUUUGGUAAUCUUUUUGCCAAUCCCUUUUCACUUUAAUUGGGAGUUUUGUACUUCCUGUAAUUUUUAUAAUGCUUUUAUGUUUCAUACCAUCACUUGGUUCAUCUAUCAUAUGAUUUGCAAACCUGCUUGGCCUGUUGAAA